This is a messenger RNA of Hermetia illucens (black soldier fly), 15252 nucleotides long. It is a transcript of the gene Pka-R2, whose product is annotated as cAMP-dependent protein kinase type II regulatory subunit. The transcript has 9 exons. Gene Ontology annotation, molecular function: cAMP-dependent protein kinase regulator activity. Gene Ontology annotation, biological process: regulation of protein phosphorylation. Gene Ontology annotation, cellular component: cAMP-dependent protein kinase complex. The record is from RefSeq and is a predicted model, not a curated record. Bases 1351 to 2484 code for a protein of 377 amino acids. Lineage: Eukaryota; Metazoa; Arthropoda; Insecta; Diptera; Stratiomyidae.
UUCAAUCAAAAUUUAUCGUAAAUUUUCAAAUUCUCAAAAGUUUAGUGUUGUGCUUAAUAAUUUCGUUCCGUUUCAAAAGAACUGUGGAAAGCAAUAAAUAUCUGAAAAUGAUUAAGAAUUUGACAUUUAGUUCAUAUUCAAACCAAAUGAGAAAUUAAAUUCCAUGGCAUUUGCAUUCCACUAAAAAUCCACAAUUCAUCGUGCAAGUCCCCCAUGCAAUGAACGGUUGCAAAAUUCAGAAUCAAUGGAAAGGUAUUAUCAGCGGCCGCCGACCACUGACAAGCAGCCUGGAUCCCACUGGAAGGCAUUCCAGCUCCACUUCCAAUUCGGCUCGCAAUCGCACUGCCGUGCAGCGCCAUAUUUGUUUGAAGUGGAGACAGCAGACGUUCAGCGAGUCCGGUUCGUCGUGUCGCGAUUUUUCUGAUCCGCCGUCUGCUUUUUGCGCUAAUCAAUUGUCAUUUUGCAUAAAAUCGAUAGCCAGGAGCGCGAGCAUUGGCUGGGAGUGCAGCUAGUAUCCGUUUCCACUCAGCAUUUCGAAGAAAAUCGAUUUUUUCGAUUUCGGAGUCGAGCGCCACCGAUUGAUUGCAGCCUUAUCGAGGUGCUGUGUGUCAGUGCAUUUUUCCAAUUGGAUUUGGCUGUCGCGAAACUGUCGCCCGUUUAGCGCUCGCUCACUCGCGCCCGCACUUCGCCUGCCGACGAACGCAGCUUGAAGCGAAACGUUUUCUGCCAGCCGCCGAGUGCUUGGAACCCGUGACUCCCCUACGCAAUCCGCUCCUGCCAGGGACUUUUGCCAGUUCUGUUGGUCCCGUGAUGUCGACGGGAUUCUGAUCGGAAACCAAUUAGGAAGAGAUUUCCACUUCCGCCGACGAUUCUUUUCGCCGUGUCUCGCUGGGUCGUGAAAACCGUUUCCGUUACGUGCACGACAGUGGAAACUUGCGCGGACCAAGGAUUUUCACGCAGAUAGCCCGUUGUGUCCAAUACACUUUGUGAAAGAUCUGCUGGCUCAGGAUCGUGGCCAGUCGCGCCGUGGAGCAGUGAAAGUGCAGUGAAAAGAAGCGAUUCCGCCGCUGCUCGUGUCCUUCGGGCAAAUUACUUCGCCCCAGUCGACGUGCUUUACUUUCUUCAAAUAUUCAGUGAACGUGUGUGUGCGUGGAAAAAUUGAACGUGCGAGCGGGAAAAGGUGAAAAUCUGCGGUUCCGUUGCUGCUGAUAAGAAAAGUGCAUUUCCCGUGAUCGUGCGUGGAAAGCGAAUCACAUUUGCAGCAGCCAAGCGUUUGCCCCGCGAGCGAAAACGGUCGCCUUGGUGAGUUUUUCAGAAGCGGAAGAGCCAGCAAAUUCGAAUUGCCGCAAUAUGACUACCCAGCAGAAGCAACGGAUUCAAGUACCAGACUGUUUACGUGACGUCCUGUUAGAAUUUUCAAUAGCAUAUUUGCUGGAACAGCCUGGCGAUGUGAUUGACUAUGCCGUGGAAUUUUUUACUCGGCUGCAAGAAAACCGAAAGACUCCAGCGGUGCAAUCGGGCGAUAUACCAUCACCUGAUGAAAGUGUUAUGUCACAGGAUGAAGAACCCGUUGUUCAAAGAUUUGCCGGCCGACGUAAAUCUGUAUUUGCGGAAGCAUACGAUCCUGAAAAUGAUCCAGACGAGGAUGAGGGUGCAACAGCAAUAUUCCCAAAAACAGAUGAACAGCGAGCUCGACUUAUCGAAUCAGUCAAAAAUAUUUUGCUAUUUAGAUCAUUAGAUAAAGAGCAGAUGAACCAAGUUCUAGAUGCAAUGUUCGAGAAAAAAGUGCUGCCAAAGGAAUAUAUUAUUCGGCAAGGAGACGAUGGGGAUAAUUUUUAUGUUAUCGAAUCUGGUGUGUAUAAGGCGUUUGUAGGAGAAAACCACAUCCAUACAUAUGACAACAGUGGGAGUUUUGGUGAAUUAGCAUUGCUGUAUAACAUGCCAAGAGCUGCCACGAUCCAAGCAGAAACGGCAGGACACUUGUGGGCCAUGGACCGUCAAACGUUUCGUCGUAUUCUAUUAAAAUCAGCAUUCAAAAAGAGAAAAAUGUACGAGUCGUUGCUGGAUAAUGUUCCAAUGCUAAAAGCACUUCAGAGCUACGAGCGAAUGAAUUUAGCAGAUGCUCUAGUAUCAAAGACAUACAAUAAAGGGGAAAGGAUAAUUAAACAAGGUGAUGUCGCCGAUGGAAUGUACUUUAUUGAAGACGGUACAGUAUCGAUUCGAUUAGAACAAGAGGAUGGCGAAGUAGAAAUUUCGGUACUGAGUAAGGGCCAAUAUUUCGGUGAGCUGGCUCUCGUUACGCAUCGGCCCCGAGCUGCAUCAGCCUAUGCCAUGGAUCAAGUUAAAGUCGCAUGUCUCGACGUUGAAGCUUUCGAGCGCUUGCUGGGACCAUGUAUGGAGAUCAUGAAACGAAAUAUUGACGACUAUGAAUCGCAAUUGGUUAAGAUCUUCGGCAGCAAAAACAACAUUACUGACAUCCGAUAAAAAGUCUGAUAAGAAGUGCGUUUUUACAAAACAAAAGGGAAAAAUCAUUUUAAAGAAAUAAAUAAUGUAAAUUAUACGCAACAAAACACAAAAACCAACACACAAAAACAAUUAGAGGAGAAUAAUUUACACAGAAUAAAAGAUAAAAAAUAAAAAUAAAUCGAUGCCAUGUUUAAGUAAAUAUAGAUAACAGAAAUAUCAUGAAUAAAGAGCAAAAAAUGAAACACAAAUCAAAUGUUCUACACACGCAUAAAUUAACAGUAAAAAAUCAAACAAACACAUACAAGCUAAGUAAAUUAUUUAAUGUAAACUAUGAAUUAAGUGAAGUAAUAAAAAGUCACAGUGAGAAGAGAGUCUAAGAAGAAAGUGGGUAAACAUUGUUUAAAACAAGAGAACACAUUAUAAAUACAAAGGAAACUAUAUUUAUUACUAUCCCUGUUUUGCGUUUGAGUCAGCUAUUUGAUAAUAAUUUAAAAUGAAAGUUAUUUAAGUCAAGUAUGAAUAUAGAACCACUUUAAGUAAAAGCGUAACAAUCACACAGGUAGAGAAAAGGGCUCAAAGUCAAAUAUUUAAAAACAAAUCUAAAAUUUUAAUAUGAAAUGAGAGUGAAAUGUAAUUUGAUUGUAAUAUUUUGUAAUUAUUAGUUGUUUUUCUUCAUUUAUGCAUUUAGCUUUUCUUCCAAUUAAAUUAGUAAAAAUCAAAUAUUGUAAAUGAUAAAAUUGUUAUGUAAAACUAUGUGUAAAAAAAUUCGUUUGUUGGAAAGAGAGAAGUCGAAUAAAUAGUAUGUGGAAACUGAAAUCAAUGUAGAUUUUAUCGCGGCAAAAUUUAACAAAUGCAUAGCAAUUAUUUGAUAUGGCAAUACGAGUGCAAUCUAAUGUAAAUUUUGUGUCUUUUAAGUCGAAUUUAAUGCGAUUGAUAGCGUGGAUUUUCAACGAUAAUACGAUUUUCAAGCCAACUGCAGAAAUUUCGUUCCUUUGAAAGUAAUCCUAUUAUUACAAUGUAGUAAUCGUUGAAAAAUUGAAGAUGUAUAAAAUUUUCUACUGUAAGAAAGGGGAAUUAGUAGGAUCGUCGGAAUUAACAAACUUAAAUUGAUAUAAUUCCUCAGAAAAAGUUAACAGAAAUUACUUAUUGUAGAAGAUUAUAUUACCCGAAGAUUAGCACCUAAAGCCCGGGAUAACCAGGUGAUGUUUUUCGUUAGUUAAUGUCCCGAAUCGGAACCAUUUGACUGUAAGUCAUAUGCACCUAUGCCUGGUCACAAAGCGCCACACGUAACGAAAUGAAAACUAAAAGCUGUUCCGAUCCUGUUUUCCUUGGGAAAAGUGGGGCUUUGAGUAAUAUUUUUGUAUAUCCAGAAAGAUAAACCAGUCAGCAAUUAUCUGACUUACGAUCGGCAUAGAAGAACAUGAGAGUGAUCAGGACGUAAUUCUGGUCUCCGGAUCAUAACGGUACAAUUAUUCGAUUUUGCUAUCUAUUGCUUGUGAUGUUCUACUUCCCAAAUGGAGUCUUGUAAGUUCUUUUUGACAUCAAACAGUUGUAAAUUAGCCGAACGGAGCGUUUCCCUUUCUAAAUUUCAUACUUCAUCGUUUUCGACACCAUUCAAUAUACAAGCAACUCAUAAAAGAAGAUACGGUAUGGCUAAGAAAUAAUUUUACAGCAAUUUAAAAAAACAAAACAUAAUCUAAUCUGAAGUGAAGUUCGCAGAGUAUCGCCAGUGCAUCUCAGCUUUGGGGUGUAAAUUAUCUGUUCAGGAACAUACGUUUUCAGGUAAUAUUGGUGCAUACUUUGUGAUUAAAAUCCUCUUUUGUUUACUCACUUUUAAAAAAUCAGUUUCAUUCCGCUUACUACCCAGAAACAUUUCACAAUUGGCUCGCAUCAAAAAGCAAGAUCUCCAUCAACUAUAAACCGUUAAUCCCUUUAUAAAUUCUCGUGUCUCUUUAUGCCCAUCGAAAUUUGAUCUAGUCUAUAAAUAGUCACUACUCAACCCGGAAACGGCCCUUUAUAUAGCUAUUAAAACUCUAAAAUCCAAUUCAUCAAAUUCGCCAUUUUUGGAGAAAGUUUGGUGCCAGAAGGAGCAACACACUGAAGAAGGGAACAACUGAUUCCCGAAAUACGGUAUCUGUUUCAAUAAAGAAAAGUGUAGCUAACAAAGGAUAUCCAACUGAAUUGUAUUGUUCGAUUUUGUUCUUUUUCGAGACUUCUUAGGGCAUGACCACUGUGCAUAAAGCAUCGUCGUCGACCCCAAUCGGUCUCCUCAUUAGAGCGGCUCAGAAAAAUAUCAAUUUUCGCAGUGUUUAUCUUAAAUAAAACUUUCACCCAAAACGAUAUACAUGAUGUCACAAAAGUCUUCUCGAAAAUAAAAAAUAGUGUUUAAAUAAUGCAUUUUUAAAUUACAUUACAGUUCUUAGGAAUUUUUGACAGUUGAGUUUAGCUUGGUGGGGGAGCCGCAGCUCCAAAUAUUCAGGCAUUUGUUAAGCCCAUUAUCCCCUAAAAUGGCCUAUUCGUUUACACCCUUUUGCCAAUCUGCGAACAUCUACCAGAGGCAAAGAGUACACAGAUUCUUCGUUGAAGGAAACUUUACCGGGACAUUUUCGCCUGAUUUCUGAGGAAGCCAGGCAACUGCAUAUAAAGUUCAAAGCCGUCUCGUCCUCUUCCACUAUCCCAAUUUUUCCUAUGUGAUAGUUUGAGAGGAAUCUCCUCUAAAAGCCCCAACAGAAUUACGUUCUAUUUUUUAAGGGACAAUAAAAAAUAGAGGCCUCUGCUUCUUUCGCAAAGACUUUCGCCUGCCGGCAGGAAUUCAAAUUUCCUCAGUUGGUUAGCUGAGUCCUUGCAACUUCACAUUUUAAAACAGAGUUGACAACAAAUGGCCCAAGAAGAUAACAUAGAGAGAUCCCGACCCAAUAUUUGGAUUUGUAUGGUGAAAGAAAAGCAUCGCACAUGAACGCCGUUCCUUAAUCGUAUACAAAAGAAAACUAUCUACGCGUCAAGGACACACAAAUACGUGAACCACACGCGCAGAACUCAUUCUACAUAACAUAUUUGCCCGCGCAUAGCCAAGCAACCAGUUAAUUGCUUCGUAUUAUACGCAGUCACAUUCCGUACUGCCUAGAAACUGGAUUUACUCCACCUCAACGCAGUUUUCUCGGAUGGAAGAUAAUCAUUGUGGCAGUGCGUCGUUCUGAUUCCACACAUGUACAUAAUGCAUUUCUGCGCAUCCUUUACAAGUAUUGGUAUGGUAUCGACUACGUGGUUGCGCGUCCAUGACUGCAUGUGUUAUAACAAGCUAAUCAAGCGUAAAGUAAAACGUUCACUUGUAGUUAACAUAUUAACAUGUUUCUUGAAUUACAAUUUGUUAAGGCGAAUUGAAGAAUACUUACAAUAGAGACAUACUGGCAACUGUACAACGGUUUAUGACUUGUCACAUAGGUACAUAUAAAGAAGAAAACCAUAUAGGAAUCAUCGACACAGCGACAUGACCAAUAUACACAAUCCUUCGUUCAGUCGACCAAGUUUCAGCAGUAACUGCACACCAAUAGACUUGAUAUAUAUGUUGUUGCCGGAACAGGUACGAAUUGUGCAAAAUAUGUCUCCGCCUGCAAUUUAGUCGUAAUUUUUCCGAGAGGUCGUGCCAGUUCCAUAAUCGGGUUGUCCGAGAACACUGCUGAGCCCGAUUCAUCGAGGAAGGUUAUUAGAUCUGUAAUCCCAAAAGACCCUUCGCCAUUUGUCGACCACCCUUCUUUUUUUAGCGAUAAUGACAGAGUAUGUCUUUUCAAAUACAAACCUGCAAACCUUAUAAUUGGCAGUCAUCAGUCAUUUGAUGUAUACCAAGGAAAUGCUUUUUCAUGCGCCAAUGGGACGUCGUUAACUGCUCCCCUUCUUACAUCUAAAUGAAGGGAGGUUAAAUUUAGUAUAAAUGCUAUUAACAAUGGAGGCAGUGCACAUUGUUCAAGUAAUACUUAGGCAACCAAGCCCUUAAGUCUAUGUCAGCAACUUCCUUCGAAUAAAUCAGUUUUAGAGAUAAUAUCGAGGACUAACACAUCGCAAUUCUACAACAAACGACUUAAAAAUAAUGUUUAAAUAUUCCCCGUUAUUUUAUUGACACAGUUCUAAACGACAAACAAAUUUCUGAACUCAGCACAAUGUUCUCCGUGAACGCUGCCGUUUCUUCUCUGAUAUUUUGUUCUAAUAGAUCCCGAGAGACGGAAUUGUUCCUACAUUUCUUUAAUUCAAGAUAACCCCUCAAAAAAUCCCAUGGCUCAAUUUGUGGUCUUAUCUGGAUAUCAAUUUUCGGUAAGAAGUUCAAGAGCAACCGGCUGAAAGCCCAUCGAUAGCGGGUGGAAGAGAGUGAUCUCCUGGGUCCGAAAAUAAAAAAGAAGUCUAACAAAAUUAGUUUGAUUGUGCAAUUUUGGAGCAUGAUUUUGUCUCCAGGCCCCCAUCCGGUAAAGACCCGUUCAAGGUGUCAGAUUUUACUCCAUCCUGCUGAAACCACGUGUUUCGAUUAAAACCAACAAAAGUUUGGAAAACUGCGAAAAAGGCGUUACUGUGUUGCUUUGCCAGCGAAAAGCAUGCCAACAUCACUGCCCAAACAGUGACUAUAAUAGUCUUUCAUGUUUGUGUUUUAGAUUCGAUGGGCUUUAAGGUGAAAAUAUGCCACAUCCGAAAACAAAAAGUUAGUGAAGGACGGAAAUAGAUCAACCCUUUGAUGAGCGAAGUUAAGCCUUUCGGCGACAACUACGGCUUUAAAUCUUGAACCCGCUGUAUUUUGCAGGGGCGAAUACACAAGUCUUUCGGCAUUAUUGCCUUAUAGAGAACUUUUAGCAAUAUUUAAGGCACUUACCCUCUAACUGACUGAGGUGCAUUCUGUAUAUUUUCGUCGCUUCUCGAUGACCUUGAUUAUCUCGUCCAGGGUUCGCUCAUUCUCGCACCAGUCUUUGCAAAUUUAGUACCCAUAUGAGUGUGUAGGCACUUCAUUUAUCCGACGCAACUAUUGUUUCUGUAAAAUUUGCGCUUACAUAUUACACAUCCCGACUCUGUGAACGCUCCAUAGCCGCUGGAUUCCCAACCUCCAUUUUUAUGCUAGCUUAUAUGUCUCACUCGCCGUUCAGAUCAAACUUUAAAAUUCUUCUAGUCAACUGUCUUCACAUCUCCUCAAUCAGCUCAAUUGAAAGUUCUUCCAAUAUUAAUAGAAUUAAAUUACAGAAAUUGCAUGGAACAGGUUCUAUUAUUGUCUUCCCAUUCGCAAGAAAUACUGCCAAAACCAUAAAACUUCUAGCAUCACACAUCGAGUAUUAUUCACUUAUUCAGGAAGUAUUUUUUGAACCAGGAUACUUGUAAAUUUCUCUGUAAUAUCGAUGUUGAAUCUUCUUAACCGCUAAAGAUGCCUUCCCAGUAUUUUCCAAUUACUUUGCUAUAUUCCUCAGCAGACUAAUAUUGCAUCUUUAUCUAGUUGUUCAUGUUUCUGCGUAGUCUGGGUAGAACUUAAAAAGAAAACGGUUUGUUUUCUCGAAUACGGACACAUUCCAAUAGUGUGGUCCUAAAUAUGUUAGAUAUGUAGCACUGAUCCAUUUCACAUCCAAAGCGCUGAGCGUCCAGUUUUUUCCCAUUUUUCUUUUUUUUUCGAAUCCGCGACUAACCGUAGUUGUAACCUUCAAAAUGAGUAACAGGUUGGCCAGUUAAUAUUAUUUAUUGCCUUGUUUUUAUCCAUUUAGGUGUUUGUACUCUUACAAGUUCAAAUUUUAGCUAAUCGCAAUUAGAUUGAACUUUUAUUAAUGUAAAUAUAAGAGAAGUGACAGUCUUGAAAAACUUGGAAAAAAAUGAAUUUGUUUGCUCGGGACUAGAGUUGUUGGUUCUAUAUUUUAUCUAGUACAAAAAAAAAUUGACACGGCCUUUAAGCGAUUCGCUUUUCAAUGCCUUUAAAGGUGGAAAAAAAUCAUGUGAUUCCUAGUAAUAGAAGUAUCGUCAUUUGUUGAUGUAUGACCUAUUCAUUACGAGUCAUCUCGUCGUCUAUUGACAGAAUUAGCUGCUACACCUGCACUCAACGUCCUUUCAGCCCCUAUCCACGCCAAGCAAUUGAGAAGUACUACUCUGCUGGGAAGGCUCUAGUUUAGACCAUGAUGUCCAUAUUUACAUUCCGAAUCGAUUGCGAGACUCUCAAUGACCGACUUCGGGACCAACUCGGUCAUUAACAGUAUUGCUGCUUCCGCUGAUGAUAAAACACCGUCGUUUCAGCCAAGAUCCGUUUCACCAUUCGUAACCACGAUUUAUAUGAUAGCCAUAAGCGCCUCCGGGUGGUAUAGCGCGUCGACAAUACCUACGCGGAAUCGCUGCCGAUUUCUGCGAAUAUAAUGGUUUUACCUGCGUUUUCAUUUUGCUACCCGAUUAAAACCAUCGCCAUCCGCAAAACUAAUAAUCGUUAUCUCCUCCGCAGCACCGCCAUCUCCGUUACGUUCCAGAAAAGAGGCCUCAAUACGGCAUCUUGAGGAAUUCGUACUUAACAAUGUACACUUUUGGCCUUUCGUUCGUCUACUUAAUGAUUUGUCUACUGGCCUCUAUCCGUCGAUCUACUUUUCAUUUAAAAUUGACAACGACACCUCCUGAAUUGUAAAAACAUAGGGUUUUUAAAUAGUAGCUACGGUAUUGAAUAUUUGCCGAAAUGAAACCAUGCGCAACAGAACAUUUUCACCAUGUGUCAUAAUCCGUCUGAGAUAGGGAGGUAGGUCCAUUCCGAGGAGUUCAAUUGGUGCGCAGCUCUAAUGCCAUAAAAUCUGAAGACCAGAUCUUCAAAACAGCCGGAAGCAUUCCCGAAGGAUGGCAGCUCUCCAAUCUACAAACAGAGAUCCCUUUGAGGGUUUCUAAAGAAUUGUUUACAUAGUAUCCGCAGUCUGACUCUAGAUAGGGCUGAAUAAUCGCAGAAGAAGUGCUUGAGGGGCUCUCCCUCCUCCUAUCCCUCUUCGCGAGAUGGACAAUAUGAAUUGUAGGGUAUAUGAGUCCCCUAUAGGCCAACGCUCCAUGCAAAUCGCGAUAGCCCUGUACGCAUUUACCCACCUCAGGUCCAAAAAUUCUCAUGACCGGGUUUUGUUGUUAAAGGUGGUUGAAGACUAGACUGCCCUUGACAUAGUUCCAUCUUAACAAGGAAUGACAACUAGCCAUGCAGCUAGUAGAACAACACCUCUGCGCAAACCAGAUGUAUCUGGGAAGAAACGAGGAUAUCAUGAAGGCCUAAGCACCACCACUAGUUUAUGCAACUAUGACUCUUUGAAAAAGCAAACAGCAAUCCAAUUGGUGUCACGCAUAAGUCUUAAAGGUAACCUGAGCUCACUACCCCUGUAUAGCCAACCUCUCAUAACUACGUAAUCGCGGAAUCCCCAAUAUCCAUUAUAAUUAACCAACUCUUAGCUAUCGAAAUUUUUUAUAUUCGUAGAAUGUGUGCUUAACCCUAAAAACGAGGUUCCAACAGGUCGGCAUCAUUUUCUUAGACGAAGGUGAGCGCCAACCAAUGAAGAGCUGCUGAGGCUCUCUAUAAGGGAUGGAGGGCUCGGAAUCUCACUGUUAGAAUCUAAGCUCAUUUGAACCUCGAAUUUGUAGACACAUAGUCAACUUAUUGCAGACAGUAAUAGCAUGUAUUUCUCCACCACCAAAUCUCAACCAUGAACACCGCGAUUCCAAUCUAAAUUUUUAGAGCGUACAGAGCAUUGAGAAACUACUUGUAUUUACUGCUUCUUCGUAGGGUCGGUUUUGCUAAGAAAAAAUCCCCUGCACAUUCGAACUACAUAGGUCACCGAUUAAGAAACUUAGUGGAAGCUGCCUCCGUGGGUCUGCCAUGUCAAUGUCAACGGGCCAAAUUAAUCGUUGCAGCAUAGAUAUAAUAUGUUAAUAGAUCUCCCUUUCAGUGUUUUAUGUAGUUAAUAUCUGUAAUUUUUGCCUGCCAAACUCACUCAAUUUACUGAACGUGGUUAAAUAUAUUUGCACUAUCCUAGAACAUGUGUUUCAUCACUCUCCUUACAGAAUCUGCAAGCAGUCCCCGUAGAUAUCCCUAGGGGGCAAUUUAGCCUAAAGUGGCCAGUGAGUAUUACUAUUAUGAUAGGAAGGCUCAUCUUGGCGAAGUUUAAAUAAUCCUCCGAGCGCUUGGGCUCAUAUCGCACCCUGGAUUCUUUUAUCCUUGGUAGAAUUGACUAGUACAGUUCCCCUAGCUUGGUUUUUGAGCGUCAUAACCAUGAACCCAUGAACAUAGAAGGACUCCGAUUCGUCUCUAACCCAAAGUAUCCACACCUUAUUGAUUUUCUGGAGAUCACAUUCUUUGCCUGAAUUUGUAUGUGCAGAUGGAGAGGAAUCAAUCCCAAAAGGAGGUCUAGGAAUGUCUUUGGGCCUUUCCUCAUUGCCUUACUGAUAGACAGGCAAACCGGUCUUUGAAGUUUGUGUAACUUUUUGUCUUUUGUGUUGAGUUCUGUCUGCCCAGUUUACUGCCCUAUAGGGAUCAUUGACAUUACUAUUGCAGUGUAUAUCCGGUGCAGCAUUUUCGGGGUGCAUUCCCUGCUAUGAACCUGCAAAUCAUCAUUAUUUCCUUCCUGUACUGUAGAAAUCUUGCAUUCUAAUGAAGAUGUAGUCUUGAAAGACGAGAAUGGGGAUGAAGCAGAAUUUCAUAGUUCAGAUCGUUCAAUUUUGCAAAUUCUGAUGCGUCACAUGCAAGGGGACAAUGUCAUGGAAAGAGAUUGAUCCUUUUUUGUUGACUAUUGGUGAUACAUUUGGUCGAUUUGCGAGGAGUAUACCUUUGUCGUGGUGAUUUCUGCUGAAUUUAGGGGAUUGUAAUAGAUUAUAUGGGCAGCGGACUACCAAGCAAUUGAAAAUGGAAAAUGAGGCACUUGUCGCAAUUUAACCACUAAGCUGAUCGUUGCUGAUUAUCAUGUAGAAUUCACUUUUCAGCCCAUCGGGAAAUGGACCGCAUGACAUGUAUUAAUGUCCCAAUGGGCUUUGGGUCGUUUUUAAUCAGUUUGGAUAUUUAAACCACUCUGAACUAGUGAAUUUUUAUCAACGUGGAUGACAAGACCAUAAAAUCAAAGACAAUUUCUGAACGAUGAGGAUGACGUGAUAUCGAUCGAGUUUCUUCCUACAUUUCUUCAACUCGUCCUUCAUCUUUUUGUCCAUUGACAAACAGAAGACGUUAGGUUAGAGAAUGGAGGAUAUGGUUCAAAACGUCCCAUCGUAACGUAUCCUGCUUCGUCGCGUUGGUCGUGCAAGAUCUGGCAUUAUCGUGCAACAUGCAAACUCUCUUUGUCAGCAUGCUCCCUGCCCCCCGCCUUUCCUCUGAAUCGCACUUUCCAAUGAUGGUCCUCUUUUAAGCCAGAUAUUGAUUCAAAAUUAUUGCUUUUUACGGAGAGUAAAAAGGUGUCACGUUACUGUUGAGACUGUUUUUUGGUUUCAGUAACACCGUAAUAGACAAAAUCAUUACCUUCGAGUUUGUAGCGCUCCGAAAUCUCUUUGGAGGUAUGCACUCGAUUCAAAUUCUGUUUUUCUAUCAGCAGUUUUGGGGCCCACCUUGCAGGCAGUUUCGAAUAUCCAAGGGUUUCAGUUGGGGUUUCGUACAGUCAUGAUCUGGAAAUUUGAAGAAACGUCACAGAAAAUUACCUGUGAUCAUCAGUUUGUUGGUUGCAAUUGAAGGUCUUCCGGUCUACUGAUCGUCAUGCACGGAAGUACGGCCAUUUUUGAACUCUUGGCUUGACUUGUACAGUUUCGUUUUACUGGACGAAAUGGAGUUUUCCCUUUCAAAACGAGUUAUCGGAUGACGGCGAGGAUUUCGCACUUGGGGGAAGAUUAGAUCGACAUUUUUUGCAAGAGAUGGGAGUCAAAACUUUUCAACAUAAUAACCACGAGUUAGUCUUGUUUUGAAAAGAAGGUUCCAGUCAAUACGUCAGUGCCAUAAACAUGUUGAAAAAUCAGUCCUUGCGGCUGUGAAAGCCUCCGUACCUUACUUUCUGGCUGUGCCUCUUGGACGCGUUGUAGGUCGCUAGGAAAACAUCACUUGUGUAGUGCAGAAAGCUGAACUUGCCUGGUGAACAUCAGCGGAGAUAUCAGACGGUGUUAACGUGUAGCAAUUUAACCUACCAGAGCAGUUCCUCUAACAUUAGAUGCCACAUUGUGUACCAGGUAAUUUUGGAGGGCGAUAUUUCCCACGCUGUUUUUCCAUAAGGACGGCGUAGCAUAUCAGAAUUUCUACAAUUCUUGACAAAUCUGUAUUUGACUGUAAUUUCGAUGAAUGUCACAAAUAUACUUGCUAAAAUCUUCGCAACAUGGUAUAAUAACCAAAUUGGAUAAUAAUUUGAAAGUUAAGCCGAACUGACUUUUCCCAUUUUGAAACGGUUAUAUUGUGUAGUGAUAGUGUUCUACCCUUCUCAACAGUGUAAUGAAAAAUUUCAUUGAGCCAGAAUAUUGGAUUGCAGUUCUUCACUGUCCAGCGCUCACUCGGAAUGUCCUCCAGUCCUAUUGCUUUCUCCAGUUUCAUUCGCUUGGUCACCUCCCCACCAACGAUGGUGCUAAUAGGCGGAAUUGUUGCAAAACGUCGGCAAUACAUGCAUUAGUAGUGGAUGAUUAAAUUCUUCGGUAAGGUACGUAGACUAGAUCCUUGUCACUAAAAUAUGAUAGCAAGAGUAAUCGACUUCCUGGUUGCGCUUGUAUCAGUUAUUUGCAAGUUGAUACAGAUCUUUUCCGCCAUUCUGAGUGUCAAGUGUUUAGUAAAGCUUUUUGCAGUGAACUACUAGAGUAAAAGUGGUUGCUUUCUUUGUUUCGCAUUUGGCAUUCUUACAGACGUUUCCUCUUACGUACCUUCAUUCGGAUAUUAUCAUUUCAGAACUAGGUGGGUAAACCAUUUGUCGAAAUUAGUGACUCCAAGAAUUGUAUUGGCCGCUGGCUCGACUUUAUGUUUCUUCCUCGCUCAUAAUGAUCCGCAGUCGCGACAAGCCGAUGUCGUCUACACAUUAUUUCAAUGGUGGUUUGACAGUUGUACUGAAAAAUUGGCACCUCCGGAAUAUACUUUUUUAUACAAAGAUAUAUAGAAACGAACUGAAUGUUUAUAGUUACCGCAUUUACAGUUUAUAAAUAUUUUAUAUUGAAUUAUAUCAUUUCCAUAGUUAAGUUGCUAUUAUAGAUACAAUUAUUUUCAAGGAAACUAAAGACUAAUAACAGACGUUUUCCUUAUUGAGAGAAUUGAACCUGGUAAAGAGCAAUUUUUGAACACACUUAGCAAUACCUAAACAAGCUGCUACCGUAGAUAUCCUCUAUUUCCAAUUAAAAUAAAAGUUGCUAUAAAUUCUGUUAUCGACUAAGAACGUUUUAAACAUACGAAUAAGAAUGUUAAACAAUAGCAAAAUAACAGUCUAUUGCUACUUUGUUGUGGCAUCAUAUUAUUAUUGCAUUAAUGCACUCGUAAUAAGUAUCUUUACAGCUACAUGAUAGCUAGGAAUAAAUUCUUUCGAAUAAAUGAGAACUUGGGACUAUUAUUGGAAAAAUAAUGUAAUUUUAAUUUUUUUCUAAUCUUUAUAAUCUUUAACAAAUUGUAUUUGUAACUUGCUUUUGCCAGAAUUAAUUUCAAAUGCAGGAUCUGCACUACCGAAGGCGCAGAUAAUUGCAACAUCGAAAUGAAUACGUUUUCAACCAUUUGUCUUCUGUUCUAUUGUGCAACCUUUAAGGUUAAAACUUAUUUGUAUUUACGUUAAAAUUAUUUAGCUGCCAACUUUCUUAGAAUAUGACAAUCAAAUUGAAAAAUAUCAGACAAAUAUUAUGCAAUUGUAUUUAUCAAACUGAGACAAUUCCAGAAGGGAAAGUUAACAAAAGAAUGCAGUUCAGCUUUAUAGGAACAACAGAUGCGUGAGAAAAUUUAAUGGAUCCCUGAUUCCUUCUGCUGGUUAAAUAAUUUUAACAAAACCCUUGAAAAGAGCUUAAUUAUCACUUAAGUGAAGAUAUCCUAUUAGUAAACUAUUGCGUUCAUAGAUAAAAUCAUAUCUCUACUUAAAAAAAUCCCUCUAACAAAAACUACAAACACUCAAUACACCACACAUACAUAUUGCAUAAGAAGAAGGAACCAAAAGUUUUCAGUCUUUACACCAGAAAAAUGAAUUUUCAAAUACAAAACAUGAAUUUAAUUUGAUGUAAUUAAUAAUCGUGGAAUUUCGAGCAAGAGAUAAACAAGUUUGAAAUGUAAAACCUCGUUGCAGCAUGAAUCCGCCUGCAACACUUAGAUAAACAUAAUUGACUUUGAUAGAAAAUUUCCAAUUUGUUUAAAAAAGCGGAACACAUGAAGAUACUACUAAACCUUCCUUGUAGGAACCAGCCUCCUACAUAUGAAACAGAACAAAUAAAAAACGCUAAAUGAAAUAUUAAAUGUUAUUAGAACGAAUAAAUACUAUUAACUGAAAAUGCUGGCCAUUUUCUCGCUAUGCAGAAAGGAGAAAAUAUCGCAUUGCAAAGCUAAUUAAUGAAUACAUAAGCACGUCGACACAGCGAGAUAAAUAAUCCAAUUUAGGAAUAGAUGCUACGACAAACGUGCAUUUUUCGAAAGUAUUAAGUUGUUUGGUGACAAAAUUCAUAACUUUUGAAAUAAAAUUAUGUUUUCAUAUUAAUUUUAAACAUCCACGACACUGAUAAGUGAAUGACUUGAUGCAGACAAAAACUGCGGAGAAUAAACCAUAAUUUUGGGAAUAAGAUUAUUGUAAUAAUUAUAAAAGUGAACAGCUGAAAAAAAAAAUAAACGGGAAAAAUUAUUGUGCAAUUGAUUGCGAUAAA